Molecule: messenger RNA, 1263 nt
Organism: Arabidopsis arenosa
Lineage: Eukaryota; Viridiplantae; Streptophyta; Magnoliopsida; Brassicales; Brassicaceae
Source: the annotation of a GenBank genome assembly
GGACAAAAGAGAAGUCGUCGACGCCGCCAUGGAUAGGCUUUUGCAACCACCGUCUUCUCGCACAAUUGCUCCAUCCAAACCACAAUCAAGACCAUCUCCGUUACUCCCCCGUCUCCACUCGCCGAGUCUUAGCUUUACCUCCUCUCGCCGUCUCGAGUCACGCCGAAUCAGCUCCAUUUCCUGCUUCUUCCGCCAGAAUCCAUCACCGGAUACAUCUCCAGGAUUGAAUCAGAGUAGUAAUUUCUCGAUUCCUUCUCCUGAAACCGAUGUGUCGAAACCUAAUCCAGGAUUUAUCCAACGGAUCGUGAGCAGUUUUGAGCAGCGCAAGACCAUAUCGGCUGGAAUGGUCAUAUUAGUCUCUGCUGUAGCUGCGCUUUUGCUUAAUCCCAUUCUUGCGCCGCCUGCUUUCGCUAGCUUUCAAACGGCUACUAAUUCGGGUGGAGCUGCUGUUGGUGGGAAACUUCUCAGGACUGAAGUACUGACAAGUGCUUGGACUGGUUUCUUUGCGGGUUGCUUACACACGUUAUCUGGACCUGAUCAUCUUGCUGCUUUGGCUCCACUUUCGAUUGGGCGGACGAGAAUGGAGAGUGCUGCAGUUGGAGCUCUUUGGGGAUGUGGUCAUGAUGCUGGUCAACUUAUCUUUGGUCUAUUGUUUCUGCUUCUAAAAGAUAGGCUUCAUAUUGAAGUUAUAAGAACUUGGGGUACAAGAGUCGUUGGCUUGACUCUCCUUGUGAUUGGUGCUAUGGGAAUCAAAGAAGCUUCUGAGAUUCCGGAACCAUGUGUUGUUACCUUGGAGAAUGGGGAAACAGAUGAGAAAAGCUCAAAGAAGAAAAAGAUAGGGUUUGCGACAUUUGCGACUGGGAUUGUUCACGGCCUGCAACCAGAUGCUCUGAUGAUGGUAUUGCCUGCACUGGCUCUUCCUUCUCGGAUAGCCGGUGCUUCAUUUCUCAUCAUGUUCUUGAUUGGGACGGUGAUUGCAAUGGGAAGCUACACAGUGUUUAUCGGGUCAUGUAGCGAAGCGUUGAAAGAGAAGGUUCCUAGGAUCACAGAGAAACUAACGUGGGCUUCUUCUCUUGUGGCCAUUGGACUUGGAUUGGCAAUUAUUGUCAGCCAGUUCUUUGGAUUCAGCCUGUAUUGAGACAAACAUCGUCAAGUCUUUGUAGCUCUCUGUAGGAUAAGAUUUUUGCCUGUACCAACAAAUUUGUAUCUUGCUUCGGAAUCUUUUUUUUCUUUUUUUCUAUCGAAUAGAAGUUUGAGUUUGGC